CUAAGCUUCAAAUGUCAAGUCCUACUCUUGCAUACUCAAGCAAGUGAUUUCACACUAUCCCACAUCCAGACCACACCAGUGCAGCCCCCCAUUAUUUUGCUGCUAUUAAAGAACGUGGCUGAGCAAAGAAAACAAGGCAAUGCUCCAUGAUGAGGUGCUGUGACCUUUUUGCACAUGGAAGCAGCACACCAGAAUGGUGGUGAUGUGAAGGGACCUGUGGGUUGAAUGUCCUCUGAUGCAGUAAGGUUCGCAUAGGUUGUGCGGAUAUUGACAGACUGUUGUCCAGAAAGUGUAUAUGAAGAUGAGGAGACACCCUGAGUAUAAAUGAAGCUGGCAAGAGAGAAAAAUCUAUUUCCUGUGUCUGAGGCAGAGAAUGCCUCUACUUCAGGCUUCCCUCUGAACACCUUAUGUCCUUUGCCCCAGUUGCUGGGCUCAUCAGCAUUAGCAGAUGAAUACUCCAGGCCAGCAGUCAUGGGCCAGACUGCAGUGAGUUCAGGACAGCACUCAAACAAUUCAGCAUCCAUCAAAGAGAUACUGAUCUCUGUGCUGGAAUCAUACGAUGGCUUCAAACCAACUACAGAGAAAUGCACACCUGAUACAAGGCUUUCUUCACUAACUUUACUCCAGGAUGGAAAUGCAAAAAAGCUUUGGGACAGUUGGAGUGGAGAUGGUGAACGGCAGCAAGAUGUUGGGAUUCCAAUGACUAUAUCCAAAGACUAUUCAUGCAGCAACAAUUCAUUGUUUACAUCACCUGAGCUAUCCUCAAGUCGUGUCAUUUCCAACACCUUCAAUAAACUUCUCCUCACUGUACAGUCAACAGCUGCCAGGUGCACAGUCUUUGCUGAUGGAGUUCCAUCGAUGAUUUCCAAGAGCAACGAGUCACAUCACUGCUCGCAGUCUGAUGCAAGCAUCUAUCCAGACAAAGCACAGUGUUAUCAGAGUAACAGACCAGAAACAAUUGUAUACACAAGCUAUCUCUCUAAUCCAAGUUUCAGUGCCAGCAAAGCUUGGGAAAGGGAGAACACACACCUUAUUGUUGCAGAUUUGGUUAUUGCUACAUUGGAGAAUGUGAAAUACAACAUCCUGUAUGAGCAAGCUGAACUGGGAGAAGAGGAUAAUGUUAUCCAGAUAUCAGAUGUGAGGACUUGUAUUAAGAAGGAAUCGCAUUCUGACUCUGUAAACUCUGUAGACAGUGGUUUUGAAUGUGGUUCUGCUAAUCAGCUGGAUGAUUCAUCUGAUGCUGGCUCCAAGGACCAUCAAAAUGGUGAUGAUGCUGCUGUUGGUGCUGAUGACGAUGGUUAUGAUGAUUUUGUGAUAAUAGAAUUUGAUGACCUUGUUUUUGGUUCUGAUGGUCCCCUAAAGUCAGUAGAAAGGCACUGUUUAACUGCUGAAUAUUUGGCUCGGCGACUAUUUAAAUCAUUUCGGACUAUGUGGUUACCUCCAAAGACUAAAGAACGUCACGUUGAAACAGUGGAAAUGGUGCUGGAUAAAUUUCUUCCUCUGAAAGACACUCUUCCUGGUGCUGAAGAAUCUGUGGAUUUGACUGCAGACUUCAAAGUAAACUCCCGAUUGAGGGGCACGACAGAAUGGGCUCCUCCUCGAUUUCAAAUUCUGUUCUUCAUCCAUUCACCCCAGAAGAGAGAAGUUGUUGUCGCUGCUCAGAAUUCUCUGUGUGCCGGCUGUGGAACAAGAAUCGAAUCCAAAUACAUCAAAAAGCUCCGUUACUGUGAAUACUUUGGGAAAUAUUUUUGCGAAUGCUGCCACCACAAUGAAGAAUCUCUGAUACCUGGCCGAAUCCUAAUGAAGUGGGAUUUCAGCAAACAUCCUGUCUGCCAUUUCUCCAAGCUGCUGUUGGAGAGCAUAUGGCACGAUCCACUUUUCAACAUAUUUUAUAUCAACAACUCCCUUUACAACAAAGUCAAGGAGCUGAGAAAAGUAAAGGAACUUCAAGAGCAGUUGAUUCAUGUCAAGAAACUACUAAGAACCUGUAGAUUGGCCAAAAGUGCAAUGGUUGAAUUCUGGCAAUUACAAGCCCACUUAUCUGAAGAGCUGCACUUAUACUCGUUGAAUGAUCUGGUGAUGGUGAAACGGGGCCUGCUGGUUCCAGGCCUGAAAAACACUCUGAGAAAUGUCCUUUCCCAUGUAGAAAGUUGUGAGAUAUGCAUGGCCAAAGGCUUCAUCUGUGAGUUUUGCAAGAGUAGAGAAAUUCUCUUCCCCUUUCAGACAGAACGAUGCAAACAAUGUUGUGUAUGCAAGGCUUGCUUUCAUAAAGAUUGCUUCAAAACAACAGAACGAUGUCCCAAGUGUGCAAGGAUAUGUGCACGGAAGGAGCUCCUUGCUUUUCAACAGGCUGAGCAUUGAAGUGAAAUCCUGUGGAAGUGGGUGGAUUUCAGUUUUUUUUUAAAAAACUCAACGUGUGAUGCCACCUUCCAUGCUUUUUAAAAUGAACAAAGUGACGACGUCUGGAACGCCGCAAACUUUUGAAUUGUCCAACACAGAUGCACCUUCAUUGUGGUUACCUUUCUUCAGAACAGGGGGGGGUUUCUUUGCCAUUUAACUGACCAUGUGAGUUAACAAGAUUUUUUUUACAGAACCUGAGGAAUUUGCCCUUCUAACUUCUGUAACAUUAGGGACUAUAACCCAAUGUUAAUUUACACCUUUAUGCAGGGUGUGAACAGGAGUAUUUAAAUUCUAGUUUGGAUAUUCCACCCUGCUGUUGUUUCUAAAUUAUUGUCACUUUGCCACAAAGUAAAUAAAGCAGUCCUGUACAAAGCUUCUAUAUUUGGGUGGUAGUGGUGUGGGAAGAAUUUAAAUAUCACAAACCAAUUUAUCACUGCUCAGAUCUCCUUGAUUUUGCUGGAUGCUAAAUGUUGGCAUUUUGCCAACAUGGCUGGCUCUUCACCCUCUUGCAUUAUUUAUCUUGUUUCUAUUCCAUAGUCUUGAGCAUCUGGGUUUGGAAUUAAAGGUGUUAAUUUAGCACCAGCAGUACCACAGACAUCAGUAGCACUUAAAUUCUCCUGCACUAACAUGGAAAGAAAUUGAUUAGUCUCUUCAUUAUUCUGUUUAUGAUCUAAUUUGUUUAAGGCAUGAUUUCUGUUGCAUAAUUGGCCCUGUUUAGGUAUACUGAUUGAGAAUGUGAAAUUCAAACAUGCUCUUUUUUUUUCCCCUCAGUACCUCUGUGCAAAGCAAAAUCUGGCUACAUUCUCAAAUGAAGGGGCCAUCUAACUGUUGUUAAAAGGGAAAGCUCUUCCUAUUCCGUUCAACAGAGAAUGGGACAAAAUGGAUGUGUUUUUUUUCUCCCUGUCCAGGCUGCAGAAAAGUUGAGUGAAGGAGCUACAAUUUCAGACUCCUACAUUUGAAAAUGUGUAGUAUUCUUUAUGCCUGUUUAAAUUUACAUUUUUCAAAAAUAUAAACUUUUUAAAAAAAACUAUUUUAAGGAAGCACCUAUAUGAAUGCUAUAAAAUGCAAUUGCAUUUUAUAAUUCUAAGAACUUGUGUAAUUAUCUACAAGAAUUUUUAAAGCAAAUAAUGUUUAAAAAAAACACAGCUAAUGGAUUUCACACUUGCAUGGGCCUGAUGGAGGCUUUUAUUUUCUCUUAAAGGGUUGCUGUCAUUUUGUGAAGUUGUUUGGUACACUUGGUUUCUGGAGAAAGUUGUAUAGGAUCAGCCUUGUUUAACAACAUUGUUGUAAAGAAAAUGUUUGCCAACUACUUUUCUUGAAUGCUUCCUUGUUUAAAGGCAUGUUAUUUUGGUAACUUUCAUUGUAAAAACCACCAUCCCUUCAAUUCUUUUUAAAACAACCUUGAAGUUCUGCUUUGCAACCUUUUAACUACAAACAUUUAUGAAAUUGCUUUGUCCUCCAUUUUAAUGAGGAAAAUAUUUUAAAAUUGACUUGCUCAUUUAAAAUGGUAGAAUAGAGGAAUUUUAUUUGGCCAUAUUAAAUGUUUGUAAAUUAAUAUUCCACAGCAUAAUUUCAAGGAACUAUUUUAUAGUUGAGUUUUCAGUAUUUUUCAAAGAACUGUCAUGUCAUUAUUUCACCCUAGCUCAUGUCUUUUACCUAAAUCUGUUAUGAUGGCCCCAGUAAGUGGAAAAUCUAAUUUAUGGUUAUUUUUCUCCUAUUGUGAUUAAAUCUUCUUUGUGCAUUCUACAGAUUAUCUUCCUCCUUUAUCCAUUAAAAUAGUUCACAAAAUGUUUAUGUCCAGAAAUAAUCUACAGUUACUAUACACUCAAAUACAUGAAGCUCUUUUGGUUAUUUGGAGAACUAACCAUUUUUACUUGAGACUUGGACCAUGAUUUGAAGCAGUGAUCCACAAAAUAUGGCCUGAUUUUUGUAAUUUUUUUAUAAUGUGUGCAGCACUCCAAAUACUUUUAGAAUCUAAUCUUUUCUAUGGUUAAAUCCAAAGGAGUGGAUAGUUUAGAAACACUACUAGACUAUAAAUAUUUCAAGCAAAAAAAAAGGGGGACUGAUCGAGUAGAUGUGUGGCUGUAAAUUUUAUCACCAACAGGGCAAAGAGCUGCUUUAAUGCACUUUCUUAUUCUGAUCAGUGGCUCCUUCAGAAAUUGCACUGGGAGUCUAAUUGCUUGUAUUGUGCUAUUGGAUUAACAUGUCUAAUCAUGACAUGCAAAGCAAUUUCUGUUGAAGUAGCAACAUUCCAAGUACUCUUUUUGGGUAGGAAAUAUUUAUUAGUUUUAAUUGCACUAGUCCAGAGAUCUACCACAAGACUAUUCUAGAAUAGCAGCCAGGCAACUUAGUGAAGAUUGGUACCUACUGUCCUGGAAGCUGAUUUUCACAAUGCAGAUGGAAGCCCAUAAGUUGUUUUUCCACAACCCAACCCCCACCACCCCCCCCCCCCCCCAGGGUCUUCCUGCACUGUGACCAGCAUUCAAGGACUAGACAGCUCUGGAUGGAUAAUAAAUACAUACCAGUUCAGCUGGAGAACCUGUUGUGACAGAAUGAAGGAUGAAGUUAUUUUCUCAUUUUUCUUUUGCUUUCAUACACUUUUGAGGAGGGGGACCAUAAAUUCUAUGAAGUAGUUCACUAAUUUUUAUUUCUGGGAGGAGAUCAGUGUGUGGCAACUGAAAGGAGAAAAACUUGCUACUAGAAAUGGAAAUUGGUGGCACUUAUUACCUAAAUACCAAUCCUCAAGCCUUGGUGUGGAGGUGGAGGUACUGUUGAAACAAUGCUCAAUAAAACCAAUUAUGCUUCAUCUUAAAUCUGUGAGAGCUUGCUGUUGGUCUUGGCCCACACAGUUAUAGCAUCACUACAGGUGGACAGGUCAAUCAUAAUUAUCAGGUGACCUUUUAUUAGGAAUGUCUUUAUUUGGAUAAGAUGAGACUAGAUUUGGGAAAAGCUUGGUACUUUUUUUUAUUUGCACUGUGGUUGAAUAGCUGUCUAUUUGUCUCUACUGGCACAUGCACACCUAUCAUUUAAAUUCCUAUUUUUGGGAAGAGAUUAAUAGAAGUAUGUUGGGAUAUACAAGUACCAAGAACAAGUAUGUUGAACCACUUUUUCAGUAAUAUUUAGAGGUGGUGGCAAAAAUGUAUUGAAUACCUUCUCCCAUUCCAAAAUUGUUGUUCCUCUUAACCCAUUUUUUGCUAAAAUGAAUGAUUUUAAGCAUAGGAGCUGGCUGGCAACAUACAGAUGAGCUUUUUGUUGUAAAUGGAGUCCCUAGUGUUUCAAAUGACUGUCUUUUGCAGAAGUGACUUUGGGCACCAGUGCUUAAGUGUAUAAAAUAUAACAACCUCUUUUGCACUUGAUCGUAAUCCAUUUUCUCACAUGCAAUGUUUACCUGUGUCUGAGUGGCAUAAUAAAAUGGACAAUUUCAA
Molecule: messenger RNA, 5825 nt
Organism: Pristis pectinata (smalltooth sawfish)
Lineage: Eukaryota; Metazoa; Chordata; Chondrichthyes; Rhinopristiformes; Pristidae
Gene: rubcnl
Product: rubicon like autophagy enhancer
Exons: 18
Coding region: 325-2361 (678 amino acids)
Biological process (GO): autophagosome maturation; autophagosome-lysosome fusion; autophagosome-endosome fusion
Cellular component (GO): intracellular membrane-bounded organelle; autophagosome membrane
Molecular function (GO): phosphatidylinositol phosphate binding
Source: RefSeq, a predicted model, not a curated record